Molecule: messenger RNA, 225 nt
Organism: Necator americanus (New World hookworm)
Lineage: Eukaryota; Metazoa; Nematoda; Chromadorea; Rhabditida; Ancylostomatidae
Exons: 3
Coding region: 1-225 (74 amino acids)
Source: RefSeq, a predicted model, not a curated record
AUGUCUACCUUCAUCAACUGCACUUCCCAUCAAUUCUUCUGUAACCUCACCAGGGAUCAACAAAUUUGUCGACUUGGUUGGUUGCUCCUAUUCCUCUGGUUAGUUACGAUUAUGUGGAUGACGAAGGAUCUGUGGUGCUGUAACUCUGCUUCUGAGUAUUCAUCUGAGGAAUGUAUUCUGAAAAAAGAAGAUUCGAAGCACACAGAAUUUGGAAGCAUUUGCUAA